ACUGACUGGUACUCACCUGUAUACUGACUGGUACUCACCUGUAUACUGACUGGUGUGAUGUGUUUAGCUAAUCGUAGCUUUUAGCUGCUGUUCUGCUAACGAGACGUGUCCUUGAUGAUGCUCGUCUCUCUCUUCAGACCCAACAGUCUCUCUAAAGACUCCUCACAGUCACAUCAGCUCUCUCAGGGCCACAGAGGUCACAGGGAACCCUCCCCUGAGGAGGAGCCCUCGUACAUGGAGGAGGAGGAGGAGGAGGAGGAGGAGCAGCACAGAGGCUACCACACCAACUACUCCCCCUCGCCUCCUCAUCAGAACCAGUACAGCCCCCCGCAGCGAGGAGGGUACCAGUCAGACGAGUACAGGAGCCCCGAGCAGGACCCCGAGCCCAGCCCUCCUCCUCCUCCUCCUCCUCCUGUCCGCCACGCCAAACCCAGCAAAGAGCCCAGCAAGAACCAUCACCACGGCGAGCGAAACAGGGACGAGGAGCGGCGGCAACGCAACGCUCAGACCAGCAGUGACCGAGGAGGAGGAGGAGGAGGAGGAGGAGACGCGAAGAAACCAGAGAGGCCGAAGAGUCCGGAGCAGAAGAAACACAGCAGGAAGUCCACGCCACACGACAGGAAGCAGGAGAAGAAGAAAUCAGGAGGAGAUGGACGACCACGAGCUCCCAAAGACUCCCCGCCGAAGGAGGAGGAGGACUUCGAGACGCCCACCAUGUCCUUCGAGUCCUUCCUGACGUACGACGCUCCCACACCGGUGAAGAAGAAGAAGAAACAGUCGCAGCCUUCGUCGUCUCACGCCCGACCGUCUCAGUCCUCCUCCUCCUCCUCCCGUCAGACCCCCGUGGCUCCGCCCACCCCCUCCUCUUCAUCCAAACCCAGCAAGAGAAGCAACGCCCAGAGCAGCAGGAGGCCUCGCUCGGACUCGGGUUCCUCGUCAGCAGAACCGAAAUCGGAGAAACGCAGGAGGGUGGUUGAAGCUCUCCCCACCCUGCCUGACAUCCCCCUGCCAGCCAUCCAGCCCAACUACAGGCCCCUACCCUCCAUCGAAACGCCGCUCUCCCCUCAGAGACGCAAAGUUCUGGUGAGCAACGACGAGGAGGAUGCGGGGUUCACCGGGAAGAGGUUCAACUCCAAGAUGAUGGUUUAUUCGGGGUCCAAGACCUCCUACCUGCCCAAGAUGAUGAGUCUGUACCAGCAGUGCAUCCGGGUYCUACAGAACAACAUCGACU
This is a messenger RNA of Austrofundulus limnaeus, 1231 nucleotides long. Its product is annotated as transcription elongation factor B polypeptide 3. The record is from RefSeq and is a predicted model, not a curated record. Gene Ontology annotation, molecular function: protein binding. Gene Ontology annotation, cellular component: elongin complex; nucleus. Gene Ontology annotation, biological process: transcription elongation by RNA polymerase II. Lineage: Eukaryota; Metazoa; Chordata; Actinopteri; Cyprinodontiformes; Rivulidae.